AGGGAAUAUGGGCGAAUCGGCUUUGAAAGCACACAUGGCAGGGUCGAAGCACUCUUCAUUAGUUGAAGAGAAAACCAAGACCGUUGCGAUAAAAGAGUUUUUCAGUCCCAUGAACUUACCUAAUCAAACUUCUUCAACCUCAAAUGCUGCAGGUGUAUGCAAGCCAGCUACAGAAGCAAGUGGUAGUUUGAAUUUGUUUACCACUGGGAAAGACGUUCUGGAUGCAGAAAUUUUGUGGACUUUAAAGUGUAUUUGUAAUAACUAUUCGUACAAGUCUUGUGAGGAUUCAUCUCAACUUUUUGCUAGAAUGUUUCCAGACAGUUUAGUCGCACGACAGUUCUCUUGCGGUGAAAAGAAAGUGGCAUAUUUGUGUCAUUUUGGUUUGGCUCCCCAUUUCCAGACACUUUUAUUCAAAUCUUUUCAGGACACUAGUCACUAUGUCUUGCUGUUUGACGAAACACUGAAUAAAAGCACCCAGCAAAAACAAAUGGACAUCCAUAUUAGAUUCUGGCAUACUGACAAUUCAGUGAGAACACGUUAUGUUACUUCAGCUUUCAUUGGUCAUGCCACAGCUGAUGAUUUACUGAAGGCGUUUUACAAAUGUACAGAGAAGCUUGAUUUAUCAAAAUUGAUUCAGGUAUCAAUGGAUGGACCAUCAGUUAAUUGGAAGUUUUUCAAACUGUUGCAGGAAAACAUGAGAAAAGAGUUUAAUUUUGAGUGCAUUGAUGUUGGUUCUUGUGGGCUUCACACUUUGAAUAAUUCAUUCAAAAAGGGCGAAUCUGCAACAGAGUGGGGUAUUUCAUCUGUUCUGACAUCUCUUUACUCUUUGUUCAAAGAUGCCCCAGCACGAAGGGAUGACUUUGAAAAAUUAUCCACAACACAUAAAAUGCCAGUCAAAUUUUGCAGCUGCCGCUGGUUGGAAAAUGUUCCAUCAGCUGAACGGGCAUUAGAAGUUUGGAAUGAUGUAACAGAGUAUGUGGGAAAAGUUGAAAAAGGUGUACUUUCAAAAGUGACAUGCAAGUCCUUCGGUGUUGUCGCUGGAGUAACACAAGAUAACCUGAUGACUGUGAAGCUCAAUUUUUUUCUCUCCGUGGCAAAAGUUCUAAAGCCAUUUUUGGAAAAAUACCAGAGUGACAAACCAUUGUUACCCUUCUUCGCACAGGAUGUUCUUCAACUUGUAAAAAAGUGUGUUCAACUGUACAAAGUCUUGAAACCUGCUCAUUUUGAUCGUAUUUCUAGUGUUGAAAAAUUGAGCAAGUUUGAUUUUUCAAGCAAAAGUUUCCAUGCUUCAGCAAGUGAUGUUAGUGUAGGGUUUGUUGGAGAUAAACUUCUGAAAGAGAAACUCUUUAAACAACAGGUAACUGAAAAGCAAGUAGUGGUUCUAAAGUAUGAGUGCCAAAAGUUUGUUUUGACUAUGUUGGAGAGUUUGAUGGCUAAGUGUCCUGUAAAUUAUUCACUUGUGAGGAAUGCAGCCUGUAUUGAUCCAUCGCAAAUGGCAAGAGAUUCUGCUAGCUGUAGUCGUAAAAUGAAGUGUGUUCUUACAUAUUUUGUACAAAAGAAAGCGAUUGCAGCAGAGGAUUGUGAUGAUAUUUUAAUACAGUUCAAUGACUUCCUAGAGAAUGUUGUUGGACCAUCAUCAUCAGAGUUCCUGAACUAUGAUAGGAAUGAAGGUCUUGACAGCUUCCUUAGUGGCUAUUUUUUAAGAACAGCAUAUGGAAAGGUAUGGAAUGUCAUUAAAAUGUUGCUAAUUCUCUCACAUGGACAAGCAUCAGUGGAAAGAGGUUUUUCCAUCAACAAAGCCUUAGAAGUUGAAAAUCUGAAGGAAUCGUCUUAUGUAGCCUGCCGCACUGUACAUGACUACAUCACUUACUGUGGUACCAUACAUGACAUACCUAUUACCAAAGAAUUGAGGGCGUCUGCAUCAUCUGCCCGAAUGAAAUAUAUGCAGCAUUUGGAGGAGGAACGUGCCAAGAAAAUUGCUGCCAGUGCACAGGAGAAGAGAAAGGAAAUGUUUGAUGAAAUUGAAGUUUUGAAAAAGUGGAGGGUUCUUUUGGAGAAGGAAAUUGACACAUCUGAAACAUCAGUUAAUAAUCUUUCACAAAAAGCAGAAACUUCCAGAAAUAUUGAACUGUUUAUCAAGUGCAAUGCUGUUAGGAAAGAAAUCUCUGUAAAGAAGCAGGAGCUGAGUGAUCUCAAAACUAAAAUUAGUGACUUGCAAAAUCUGACUAAAUAGACCUGGUUUCAAACUAAUUUCAUAUAAAGUACUUGACUAUUGAUUCACACUAGUGCCGUCUUAUCAUGGAGCUACGAACACUUUGGUGAAAACUGUUAAAUGUGUAAAUGUUGUAUUAUAAUUUUUUUACUAUCAAGUCGAUCAACAUAUAAGAAAGUUUGUGUUCGCAAAGUAUUUUUAAAUUGGUAAGUUCAAGGCGUUUGUUUAGGCCUAUUUUAAACUGCAUGACUAUGUAUAAUUAGUACUUACACCACUUGAUUUCUUUGUUAUAUUAAUACAUUUUUUGCCAACGUGCAGAAUAUUCUUGUUUUAAAACUUGUCAUCAAUGCUAAAAGGUCCUUAAAAAAACUAUAAUCAAGUCCUUAGAAGUCCUUAAAAGUCCUUAUUUUUUAAUGACCUAAGAGAGUACGAACCAUG
Messenger RNA from Bacillus rossius redtenbacheri, 2650 nucleotides. RefSeq lists its product as uncharacterized. Lineage: Eukaryota; Metazoa; Arthropoda; Insecta; Phasmatodea; Bacillidae. The record is from RefSeq and is a predicted model, not a curated record. The transcript is spliced from 2 exons. Bases 8 to 2233 code for a protein of 741 amino acids.